Phodopus roborovskii (desert hamster) is the source of this 3071-nucleotide messenger RNA. It is a transcript of the gene Cdc40, whose product is annotated as cell division cycle 40. Gene Ontology annotation, molecular function: protein binding; mRNA binding. Gene Ontology annotation, biological process: mRNA splicing, via spliceosome. Gene Ontology annotation, cellular component: catalytic step 2 spliceosome. The record is from RefSeq and is a predicted model, not a curated record. Bases 20 to 1759 code for a protein of 579 amino acids. The transcript has 15 exons. Lineage: Eukaryota; Metazoa; Chordata; Mammalia; Rodentia; Cricetidae.
GAGAGGGUCUGUUGCAGUCAUGUCCGCUGCGAUUGCAGCUCUGGCUGCUUCGUACGGCUCGGGCUCGGGGUCCGAAUCGGACUCGGACAGCGAGGGCGGCCGGUGUCCGCUGCCGGCCGCAGACUCCCUCAUGCACCUGACCAAAUCGCCCGCAGCCAAGCCCUCCCUGGCAGUGGCGGUGGACUCGGCUCCGGAGGUGGCGGUUAAGGAAGAUUUGGAGACUGGAGUCCAUCUUGACCCUGCUGUCAAAGAAGUUCAGUAUAAUCCUACCUAUGAGACCAUGUUUGCUCCCGAGUUUGGACCGGAAAAUCCCUUUAGAACACAGCAAAUGGCUGCCCCUAGAAAUAUGCUUUCUGGAUAUGCUGAGCCAGCACAUAUCAAUGACUUUAUGUUUGAGCAGCAAAGAAGAACAUUUGCCACAUACGGCUAUGCACUGGACCCUUCACUAGAUAAUCAUCAGGUGUCUGCUAAGUAUAUUGGUUCUGUGGAAGAAGCUGAAAAGAAUCAAGGGUUAACUGUAUUUGAAACUGGUCAGAAGAAAACAGAGAAGAGGAAAAAGUUCAAAGAAAACGAUGCAUCGAAUAUUGAUGGUUUCUUGGGACCGUGGGCAAAAUAUGUAGAUGAAAAAGACGUAGCCAAACCUUCAGAAGAAGAACAAAAGGAAUUAGAUGAGAUCACAGCGAAGAGGCAGAAAAGAGGCAAACAGGAAGAGGAGAGGCCUGGGGAGGAGAAGACAAUCCUACAUGUUAAAGAAAUGUAUGACUAUCAGGGCAGGUCCUACCUUCACAUACCUCAGGAUGUUGGUGUUAAUCUGCGGUCGUCUGUGCCACCUGAAAAAUGUUAUCUUCCCAAAAAACAAAUUCAUGUGUGGUCUGGACACACAAAGGGUGUCAGUGCGGUCAGACUGUUUCCUCUUUCUGGACAUUUGUUGCUGUCUUGUUCCAUGGACUGUAAAAUUAAGCUAUGGGAAGUUUACGGAGACCGGCGCUGCCUGAGAACAUUUAUUGGUCACAGCAAAGCCGUGAGAGACAUCUGCUUCAACACUGCGGGGACACAGUUCCUCAGUGCGGCCUAUGACAGGUACCUGAAACUCUGGGACACCGAGACGGGACAGUGUAUAUCAAGAUUUACAAACCGAAAAGUACCCUAUUGUGUCAAGUUCAAUCCUGAUGAAGACAAGCAAAACCUGUUUGUGGCCGGGAUGUCUGACAAAAAGAUCGUACAGUGGGACAUUCGCAGUGGGGAGAUUGUGCAGGAAUACGAUCGGCAUUUGGGAGCUGUUAAUACUAUUGUUUUUGUGGAUGAGAAUCGAAGAUUUGUGAGUACGUCCGAUGAUAAGAGCCUACGAGUUUGGGAGUGGGAUAUCCCUGUGGAUUUUAAGUACAUAGCAGAGCCCAGCAUGCACUCCAUGCCUGCAGUGACUCUGUCUCCAAACGGGAAAUGGCUAGCAUGCCAGUCAAUGGAUAACCAAAUCUUAAUUUUUGGAGCACAGAACAGAUUCAGAUUAAAUAAGAAGAAAAUUUUUAAGGGCCAUAUGGUAGCAGGCUAUGCUUGUCAGGUGGACUUCUCGCCGGAUAUGAGCUAUGUGAUUUCAGGAGAUGGAAAUGGAAAGCUGAACAUUUGGGACUGGAAGACCACAAAGCUCUACAGCCGGUUUAAAGCCCAUGAUAAAGUGUGCAUAGGGGCCGUGUGGCACCCACAUGAGACCUCCAAGGUCGUCACCUGUGGCUGGGAUGGCCUCAUUAAAUUGUGGGAUUAGUGGCAUUAGUCCUUUCACGGUCUGGGGUCAUUUUCGAUCCAGUGUCAUAUUUAACUAUUUAAUUAUUAAAAUGUGUUGGAUGACAACUUGAUUUAUAGGUAAUCUUUUCAUAUAUGGCCUUAUGAAGUUGCCCAUGGUUUUGGUAAGAGCGUUGUAAAUUUGCCUCCUAAGUUCCUUGGCAACUUCAUCUUGUUCUUUAUAGAUGUUAUUUAUAUGAAGAAUGACAACUAACCAUAUUUGACAAGUAGUUAUUGUUGGCGGGCAGUUGGCAUUUAUCCAUCCCCAUAAUGUCACUGAAAGGAUCAUUUUUGGGAUCAGAAAAAAUGCCUGUUGGAUAUGGGAUCCUAGAGGAAAUGAUGAACUAGUGACUCAAAAAAGUGCCAGUCACUUACCAACCCAACCGAAGCGGACGGAAAGGCGGGAACAGUUUGAUAUAUACUAAAAGAAGCCUGGGGUUACUGUCCAUAGCUAUCAUUUUCACUGAAUCAAGUUCUAGUCUUUUGGCUUCACGAGUUCUGUUGUUUUUAUGGCCUGUGUUGUAUAUUUUUACUUGUAAAUGAGUGACCUGUAUUGGCCGCGAUGUUCCUCUGAGUACUAAGCAAUGUAAAAUUACAAAGCAGCCACAGUUCCUCCCUUGCCUCUUCCUGAUCAAGAUGGACAGGACCAUAUACAGCAAAGCAGAAGGGAGAUGUCUGGGAGGCGGAGCUCCAGGGGGCAGGGCAAGCCAUGGCUAUGAAUGUACUCGUAAUCACUGUCAGUAAGGACCUGGCUGCACUCUCCGAAAUCAGGGGCUCUAGGGCUCUGCCACUCAUGAAUUCCCUCUGGCCAGAGUAUGACGGCAUAAUCUAAAAUACUACCUUGUGAUUUUUCUGAAGUCAUAUUUAGUUUUUAAAAUUACUGUAAUUCUGCUUGUGAAUACAAACAGUAAUGGAUGUUAGAAAAAAUUAAACUUCCUUUCAGAUCUUUGAAAAAGACAUUGACACUAAGAUGUCUUAGUGUCCCCCCAGUUUGAGUGGCAGUAACCAUGUUUUUAAAAAAAAAAAAAAAAAAAAUCGUAUACUGAACUUUGCACUGCCAAGCCAUUGCCAUGUCUGUCUUCCAGGUAGGGUGGGAAGUCCCAACCACUGUCUGAACAAAAUGAAUUACUGAGAUGUGGUAAGAGAAAGGUAAAAGUAUUGCAUGUUACCAGUCAUACAUUUGGAAUCUCGAUUUCUCUUAUUGUGUUUUUGACUGUUUCUAAACCGAGUAUCUGUACAUAAAAGUUUUCUCCUUUUUGAAAAGAUCCUAUUUUUGAAUAAAGCAUUCUUUUUUU